Messenger RNA from Rotaria socialis, 1140 nucleotides. Lineage: Eukaryota; Metazoa; Rotifera; Eurotatoria; Philodinida; Philodinidae. The record is from the annotation of a GenBank genome assembly.
AUGUCGAAACCGAUGAAUUAUGAUAAAUGGAAAAAAAUUGAAGUAUCUGAUGACGAAGAUGAUACACAUCCAAAUAUCGAUACGCCAAGUUUAUUUCGUUGGCGCCAUCAAGCACGUGUAGAACGUCGUGAACAUCGAAUUGAAGAACAACAGGAACAUGAAAAACAGAGAAAAGAACUUAAUGAACGUCGGAAAAAAUUGAAUGAAAAACUUAAAACAUUAGAAGAAAAAGGUGGUGAUGUUUCAACAUUGAAAGCAGAAAAGGAAUCAUUAGACAAAGAAGAACGUCAAUGGAAAGAAAAAGAUGAAGAUAUUAAAAAACAAGAACGCUUACGUCCAUUAGAUGUUGAUGAUUUAACUCAUGAAGGUAAAUCAAAAACUUCAAUCAACAAAAAAGUAACCGAAGAGCGACCAAAAAAUAUGACCGAAGAAGAACAAGCCGAGUAUUAUAAACAAUUCAUUGAAAAACAUAAAGAUAACAUUAAAAAAUAUGGAAUGUUUCGUCAUUACGAGGAUACACAAAAAUUUCUUGAAGAACAUUACGAGUUAGUUUGUGAAGAAACAGCUAAUUAUUUAGUUAUAUGGUGUAUUGAUUUAGAAAUGGAAGAAAAACAUAGUUUAAUGGAGCAUGUUAGUCAUCAAACUAUGACAAUGCAAUUUAUUCUUGAACUGAGUAAAAGUUUAAAGAUCGAUCCACGUCAAUGUGUUCGACCAUUUUUUACAAGAAUGAAAACAGCCGAUCAACAAUAUAAGCAAGGAUUUUUUGAGGAACUUCAAGCAUUCCGAGAACGAGUUCAAACGCGUGCACAACAAAAAAUUGCAGAUGCUGUUAAACAAUAUGAAGAGGAAGAAAGACAAAAACGUCUAGGUCCAGGUGGUUUAGACCCCGUUGAAGUCAUGGAAUCAUUGCCAAAAGAAUUGCAAGAUUGCUUUGAAUCACGUGAUAUUGCACUAUUACAAGAGACUUUAUCGAAAAUGCCUCGAGAUGAAGCUGCUAAUCAUCUCGAUCGUUGUAUUAAGUCAGGAUUAUGGGUACCUAAUGCAAAAGACGCUGAAGGCGAUGAAGAAGAAGAAACAAAAGGUGAAGAACAAAAUGAAAAGAAAAUUACACAAGAUGUUCAAAAUUUACAAGUUGAAUAA